CCAACACGCCAUCAAUCAAUGCUGGUGGUUAAGAGUCGCCCGACCGAGCAUAAGUGCGACAAGUUGAGCUUCAGAAUCACAUCGGCAAGUCAUGAUGGUUGCUGCAGAUACUUUUCUGAUUUGGGACACCCCUGAGCAGAAUCCGAAACAGAAGGCGAGACGAUGCACCUGGCAGUCGGGCUUCCUGUUGGGAAUUAUUGUCAUGGUCUUUCUGUUCACCAUGUACAUCUUAUUCUAUAGUCACAAACCUAAGGUGGCUAAAACUAUGCGGCCAACAUGGACCUUCAAUGAGAAGUAUGAGCCGAACGCAAACGAAAGCAAGAAUCUGACCUACGCUGAGCAACUGGCACUGGAACUUGUCAACCAGCUGGCCCUUGCUGGAAAGGUGGAUGCUAAAAAUCUCACCGUGACCAGAAACCUUUCAACUGAGGGUGACAUCAAAUGCUGGCGCAAAAUCGCUAUGAACAAUUCCGUGGGCGCAAUGGUGGGGGAGCUGGUCGGAGGUCUCAGUGUGGGCCGCACCGUCGUCAUCAGGGGACGAAUCAUGCCGAAGCCAAUAAGUUUCAAAGUCGACCUGAUGCUGGGCAAUGACACUUUGGAUGACAUAGCCCUGUCCAUGACAGCUUGCUUCUACAACGAAUCCGGCAGUAAUGUGUUUUCGCGCAACUCCUAUCUUAAUGGCAAAAUGGGCAAAAUGGAGGACGAGCUGGUUAGAUGGUAUCCUGCCAAGGGCCCUGAAGACAAGCCGCGUAGGGAGGAGAUUGCCUUCCCCUUCGAUGGACCCAAUUUCUACUUUGAGAUGGUCAUCCACUGUGGCGCUGAGUCCUUCUCCGUAUGUGUCAACCACAAUGAUGUCGUGGAAUUCAAAUACCGAGUUGGCGUGGAGAAAAUCACCCACGUGAGAGUUUCAGGAGCCGUGAACCUGUUUGACGUCGAGCUGAUGUGACUUCAUCGUGGCAACAUUUGAAGCUCCGCGCUUAUAUUUCUAUCGCUGAUCAUUAUCAUUCUAUUAAGAUAAGUAUGUAAAACGGCAGUUCUAUUUUAACACUGCACUAAUUAUGUAAAACGGCAGUUCUAUAUUAACACUGCAAGUAGAACAACUGAGAACCAUGAUGCAGUAGUUGAGGUUUAAAGUUGAUCUGAACUUUAUUAUUUAGUAAGUAAGCUAUCUUUCCUUUACUCUUGUUAAUCAUUUUAUUCCAAUAAAGACCAUUACAAUAGCA
Messenger RNA from Syngnathus acus (greater pipefish), 1223 nucleotides. RefSeq names its product galectin-8-like. Lineage: Eukaryota; Metazoa; Chordata; Actinopteri; Syngnathiformes; Syngnathidae. Bases 92 to 946 code for a protein of 284 amino acids. The transcript is spliced from 7 exons. The record is from RefSeq and is a predicted model, not a curated record. Gene Ontology annotation, molecular function: carbohydrate binding.